AUGCUAACUCCUCAUAGUCGAAGGCUUGGUCAUCACUGUCCCAAACAAUGCCACUUGGAGAGCAGACACUCCCACUACAGUCGUUGCCUUCUUACUUUGCUCAGCUCAGCCUGUUCUACAGUUACAGCCUUUGAUCCAGCAGCUCUCCAGCAGUUCCCAAGAGACUCUUUGAGUAACUGGCUGAAGCACCGUCAUGUGACUACAGCUCUGACAGUCUGUCUGCUUGAUUCCUCCCAGAUGGAGUCAACAGAGGAAACAGAAUCAGGAAACCACACUCUGCUGACUGAAUUUGUCCUCUCUGGAUUGUCCAACCGCCCAGAACUGCAGCACUUGCUGUUCUUCACAUUCUGCUUAGUUUACACCAUGACUGUCGUUGGGAACCUUCUCAUCCGCGUGGUCACGGUGCACCCCACCCUCUGCACGUCCAUGUACUUCUUCCUCCGGGUCCUGGCCUUCCUGGAUGUUUCCACAGCAUCCACUGUUGUCCCCAAGAUGCUGGUAAGUUUCCUGUCAGAGGACAGGAGCAUCCUCUACGUGGGCUGUGCCACGCAGCUCUACUGUGUGAUUUUCUUCGGAGCCACUGAAUGGUACCUUUUGGCAGCCAUGGCCUAUGACCGUUACGUGGCCACAUGCAACCCCCUGAGAUACGCUGUCAUCAUGAAUGCCAGAGUUUGCCUUUCCUUGGUCCUGCUGUCCUGCUGCAGUGGCAAUGUUGUGUCUGUGGUGCAGACAGCUUGGGUGUUCACGAUGCCCUUUUGUGGGCCCAGGAAGAUUAACCACUUCUUCUGUGACAUUCCCCCGCUCAUCCUGCUCUCCUGCACUGACACCUCGCUGUAUGAAAAGCAGACGGUUGCAGCCACAGUGCUGGUCAUCUUCACGCCAUUCUGCCUCAUCCUGGUGUCCUAUGCCUGCAUCAUCUCCAGCAUCCUGAAGAUUUCCUCUGCAGAGAGCAGACACAAGACCUUCUCCACCUGCUCCUCACACCUUAUUGUUGUAAUAUUGUACUGUGCAAGUGGAACCUUGAAUUACUUAUGACCGAAUUCCCGUAAUUCACAAGACACUAAGAAAGUUGUUGCUGUCGUAUACACAACCAUAAUUCCCAUGUUAAACCCCCUGUUUUACAGCCUGAGGAAUAAAGAAGUGAGAGAAGUACUAAUCGUAACUAUGGCUGUGUUGGUGAAGAAAUAA
Molecule: messenger RNA, 1188 nt
Organism: Manacus vitellinus (golden-collared manakin)
Lineage: Eukaryota; Metazoa; Chordata; Aves; Passeriformes; Pipridae
Product: olfactory receptor 10A7-like
Biological process (GO): G protein-coupled receptor signaling pathway
Cellular component (GO): membrane
Molecular function (GO): olfactory receptor activity; G protein-coupled receptor activity
Source: RefSeq, a predicted model, not a curated record